Molecule: messenger RNA, 2272 nt
Organism: Saccostrea echinata
Lineage: Eukaryota; Metazoa; Mollusca; Bivalvia; Ostreida; Ostreidae
Exons: 5
Coding region: 244-696 (150 amino acids)
Source: RefSeq, a predicted model, not a curated record
AUGUAAACAAAGGUAACGUUCUCAAGAAAGGGAUUACAGCGCCUAGUUAAAUCUUCUGUUACAAAUCUUUUGCCGUACUGUCAUCAUGACAUUGUCGCUGCUUGCUAGUUGUUGGUAAACAGGUGCAAUUAUUUCAGGUGAAUUCGGAGUAUGGAAAGUAGGUCAAUUCGUGAUAAGUGAUACGAUGACAUUGUUUUGAAAAAAAAAAUACGGUGACAGAAAUCUAGCUAGUUUACAAAGAUCAUGAGUUUAGAAACUACCGACAUCUUGGAUAACAAUAAUACACCUCUUAUGGACUGUGGCGCUGUUCAUAACCUGAAAAGAAGGAGGGUAGAUGACGAAUAUACAGAACAACCCCCGGAAACAACUCCCUUAUACAGGAAGCAUUUGAUCCCAAUUAGUCGAAACAGCAGUGUUUUCUCAACAACAGACUGGAAAGACAGUGGUACGGCCAUUUUCUGCCCUGUCACGCAUGAUUUGUUUCUGAAUAUUCAUAAAUAUGACCAGAUCACCACUUGCCAGGGGAAUUUCUUCGUUGGGAAUGUAGAAGGGAAUUACGAGAAGACUAUUAGAGGCGAUGUAGUUCACCUCUGGAAACACGACAAAGUACAACGACAGUUUUACAUUGCGCAAUCCUUACUCUUCGCCGUGCCACAGGAUUUUGCCAUUAUGCAGAAAAUUUUACAUUCCGUAUGAAUGCUGAAAUGCAAUAGCAGGUUUCACAUCACCUGUUGCCAUAAACCACCAUUCUCUGUAUCAUUAUUCCAUAACCAAAGCCUCAUCAUUUCUUAUCGAUAUACCAGUACAUGAGGAAGGCUUACAAACCUCUUACCAUUACACGUGAAAUACAUGGAUGCUUACAAAGCUUUUUCCACACUAUAUUCAUUUUGGAAGGAAUUGUUCAUGAAGAUGUGUGUGUGUGCGUGCGUGUGUGUUAAACUGUUUUAGGAAUGUAGCAUUUUUAUUACACAUUACACAUAUCACAAAAAAGUAUAACUUAUUAUGGUGACGAAUAAGGGCUGAUAUUAAGAAGUUAAAAUUCAUUUGUGGAAACGAAAUAAAAAUAUUUGACCAAAAUUUUAUUUGUAAAUAAAGACUAAGUUAAAUUUUAUUCACCGUCGGAAUUAAUUCGGUACUCGUAGUGCCAAACACUGCUAAGGAGAUGAGCGAACAAGGCGUGCAAAAUGCCUAUAGCUUCAAAUAUAUAAAAGUUAAUUUGUGAUUUAAGUAUAUUGAGAGUAAAGGUCUUAUCACUGAAAUGUAUGAAAUUUUGAUGAAAAAAACUCUGCUGCAGAAAAUUCCUUCGUCGAAAAUCAUUCUAUGAUUUUUUUUUUAAAAAAAUGUGGUAUUCUUCGGGUUCGUUUGGUGUCAUAAAAGUGUAUUUUUAAGGUAUAGUGGGUCUUUGCUCCAUGUUUUGUUAACCAAAAAUGUAUAUUUUUAUACAUACUUUGAGUGUAGAAAUCUUUCAAAAAAAUGGAGCGAAGACCAACUCAAAUGGAAAAAUUGAGUUCAGUAUGAAGAAUGGGCCAUUUUUGCCCCUGUUUGGUGUAUGUAUGUCUUUCAUUGACGAAUAAUUUCAUUCUUUUUAGAUUGUUGCUAUUUGUGGAUAUUUUUACAUAAAGUAUAUGUUAAUGUUAAAUGAAAUAUCUAUAUAAGAAUUUUUUUUCUUAUUUGAGAUUUAAUUUUCACUUUCUUAUUUGUUGCACAAUAGGCAUUUUUCUCGCCUUGUUCAUCCAUAUUCUUUGAUAUCUCAAAUAUACUAGUACCCGAUUUUCCAUAUAACGUUACAUGCACAUGUAUAGUCUAAAGUUAUUGUUAUCAUCAAAGUUAUUGAUGAAGAUAAAGGAACCAUAUCGUCUGCUACUUUAUAUCAGUACAUGUAAUAGUAAUCUAAAUAAAUUAAGUAUAUUUUUCACUGAAUUUUUAAAUUACAUUGUUUAUAUCAUAUCUCUGAUAUAAUACGUAUGGUGCUGUGUCCUAUAAAUAUACCAACUUUGUGUUAACCAUUAACGGCUGCAACUGUACCCUAACCCAAGAUGGCGUCAUUGAGAUAAUCGUUUUUGUUUGUAUGGUUAAACCUGAAAAAUUGUGUAAUCCUUGUCUGUCAUGAUUGAAAAUAAUUUUAAUUCAGCAGGUCAGCAUUUCAUUAUAAUUGUGUACAUGUAUUAUUAAUACCUGAUCAUCUUGUGGAAAAUAAUCUCACUUGUUUGAUAAUUAAAAGUUAUAGUAAGUACCAUAAUUUUAAGAGCUUGGAUGACAUAUACCUUAUGAU